UCCGCCCCCCGCCUCCUCCUCUUGUAGUCGUGCUGCGGCCAUCGGUGAAACUUUGCAAGCCUCUCAGUCGUCUACGAGCGCGACGUUUCUGUUGUAAAUUAACUUUUCCCAGAAACACAGCAUGUGAAAGACCCAGGGAUUGAAGCAGUUUGCCGAAUUAUGACUUUUACUUCAUAGCGCGGUGACAGCUUCUGUGUUCCAGGUGGUCCACUUCAGCUUUGUCGUCGUCUUCCACUUGGUCCUGAAGAUUGCCGCCAUGGCUCGCGGCUGCGUCUGCUGCGUCAAGUACAUGCUCUUCCUCUUCAACCUUCUCUUUUGGCUGAGCGGGUGCGGCCUGCUGGGCGUGGGCGUGUGGUUGUCUGUGUCCCAGGGCAGCUUCGCCACGCUGUCGCCCUCCUUCCCGUCGCUGUCCGCCGCCAACCUCGUUGUCACCCUGGGCACCGUCGUCAUGGUGACGGGCUUCUUGGGAUGCCUGGGCUCCAUCAAGGAGAACAAGUGCCUGCUGCUGAGCUUCUUCAUUGUUCUGUUGAUCAUCCUCCUGGCCGAGCUCAUCCUCCUCAUCCUCUUCUUCGUCUACACCGACAAGGUGAGCGACAACGCCAGGCGGGACCUGAAGGACGGGCUGGUUCUUUAUAACACGGACAACAACGCCGGGCUGAAGGAAGCCUGGAAUACCAUACAGGAGGAGUGGCACUGCUGUGGCGUGAUGAGCUACAACGACUGGUACGCAGCCCAGCAGAUUAGCGUGGUCCCUGACACCUGCUGUCAGAUCAUCCAUGCAGGGUGUGGCCGCAACGCUUCCAAUGCCUUCUGGACACGGGGCUGCUACGAGAAGGUGGAAGAGUGGCUGGAUGACAACAAGCACCUGCUGGGAACCAUCGCCAUGUGUGUGCUGGUCGUUCAGCUCCUGGGGAUGGCCUUCUCCAUGACGCUGUACCAACAGAUCCACCGCGCUGCCAAGAAGUACGAAGCCUGACGAGGUUCCUGCGCUCAUUUCAAACACUUAAAAACCCUGGUACAUUUCAAAUAUACACAUAAAAAUAUGUAUGUUGAAAGUAAUACAACAUGCAUACAUUUAUUGUUAGCGCUUGUAGAGUUUUUAUACCAAAAUGUUGUUUGUGUCCUGAUAUGUUCUAUUAAAGCAGACACCUCUCCAAACAA
Molecule: messenger RNA, 1161 nt
Organism: Nerophis lumbriciformis (worm pipefish)
Lineage: Eukaryota; Metazoa; Chordata; Actinopteri; Syngnathiformes; Syngnathidae
Product: tetraspanin-9
Cellular component (GO): plasma membrane
Source: RefSeq, a predicted model, not a curated record